AUGUAUGUCCAUACAACUACCUGGUCUAGCCUCCAAUCCCAAACUGAUUUUGCCCGUCAGUCGGCCAAUCGAGCAUUUCCCACGACUGCAUCUUCCCACCAACGGUACUCAAAAGUCCAAGCUCUGUUUCUUCACUGGGCCUGCGAUGACUUGUUUGUGCUUCCUGAACUGGAGGACCUGGAAAAGUGUUUUCGAGAAGACUACCGUUAUGAUACCGACAUCUUCGCCAUCCCCACUGAGAAUUCCCAUCUUGAGCUAAUGCUCAAAAUCGGCGACAUGAUCAAACAACACGAGGGCCAGAAGACACUUUUUGUCGUCUACUAUGGAGGCCAUGCCCGGAUUGAUGACUCGCGUCAAAGUGCAUGGUCCGCUAUUCAGACACUCCUCGAAAGAACCCCAUCCGAUGUCCUGAUCCUUCUCGACUGCUGUGCAGGAGCAGCUAGUGCUACCUUCCCAAGUGGUCAAAGUAUUACCGAAACCAUUUCCGCUUCGAGCUGGGACGCCAUUGCCCCAAACCCCGGCCGAUAUUCUUUCACCAAUGCCUUGAUCGAAGUUCUUCAGGAAUGGAGGCAUAGGGUGUUCUCGGCUGCCAUGCUACAUGCUGAGAUUCUCGCACGUCUAAAGCAUCCGAGGCCAGUUCUUAUCAAUGGCAAACAUUUUGAAUCCAGGUCAACGCCUGUGCAUUUCAUGAUGACGUCCAACCACAAAGCACCAAGCAUAGAAAUUGGUCGACUUGUUCCGGAAUCUAGACGCUCACUAUCACCGUAUCAGCAGCACCAUCUCGUUUCUAGUCCACGACAGGAUGACUGGGGAGUGUCAUCACGAUCAACCUAUCCAUCGCUGCCCAGCUUGUCUGUUCCCAUGACCAGUGAGCCAAACGAGGACGAGCCCCAUGUCAUGAUCUCCUUGGCGCUCGAAGAAGACCAGCGAUUGGAUCUCAACGCUUGGGAGCAGUGGUUAGCCGGCUUUCCAGCCAUUGCCAAAUACGUCAAAGUUCAAGGAGUCUUCAAAAGCCAUUCGACAUUGCUUCUCCUUUCCUUGCCUAUUAUGGUUUGGGAUCUUCUCCCGGAUGACCCAGCAUGUUCCUUCAUAGCUUUCAUCAGGUCCAACAACCUUUUACGUGAAUCGGGCACGACAAAGUUACCACCAGAAAACGAAGUAACGGCCAGGAACGAGGAGGAGGAGGAGAACCAGGCGAUGGAUGCUGAUACGGAGUCUUUGAUGUCCGAGAUGACUACAAAUCACCCCGAAGACACUCACCGAACUGAUGCUCAAGCACGUACAUACAGACAAUCUGGCAGUUUUGGAACACGCGAAAUGCAACAACCUAGACAAGAAUUGGUUUCUCGGCCCUCCGUGCUGAGUUAUAUGGGGGAACAACUGGCUGGAGCUGUCAUGUCAUCAUCGCCUGACCCGUCUCUGUCCAGUCCAUCAGACUUGCCGGCCGCAUCCUGUAGUGCUAUUUCGUUGACAAUGGCCACCGACAACCUAGCAAGCACACCAGCCUGGCCACUGGAGCACGUUAUCGACCCUACACAUCAGGCCCCAGACUUGAGUCGGGAGACGAUCGCCCACUUGGAGGAUUGUUUCCGGAAGGACCCGCAACCUAGUGAAGCAAUUAUCGGCCUCCUUUCCUCCACAUUAAACGCAGAUCCAAACACAAUUGGUCUCUGGUUCGACCACCGCCGGCAGCACGAACAAACAACCCUCAACCUCCAGGGCCUCCACCACCGCAAUUCCGCACGCCAGACUCCUGCCAGCAAAGACGGCACCGCUCGCAUGAUCCUCCCAGGCCACCUCAACACCAUCCUUUCCAUCUAUCCCAACCGCGGCGCCAUCCUCUUACUAGAUCUCCGUUCCUCCGUUGACUUCGAAAGGUCCCACAUCUCUUCCGCCAUAAACCUCCGCUGCCCCGUCUCCUUCAUCCAGCAUGCCUCGCUCGAGAUGAUCGAAGACACCUUCACCGACGUUUCCUCCCGUCAUUCCUUCAACGGCUGGUACCAGUCCCGCUGUGUCGUAAUCUACGAUCGGAACAUAGAAUUUGACUGGGAGUGCCCCGUCGCCAACGCGUUACUGGCCCAAUUCUGUGGAAAGGGCUGGAAGGGCCAGUGUUUCAUCUUGAAGGGUCAUUAUAGGGAGUUUGCGGAUAGUUUUGUUAAGUGGAUCACGGGCAGCAAGUGGAAGAGUGUCCCUGACUCCGAUCAAGCCUUGAACCACCAUGCGACUGAAGAAGAACAAAGACAGAGGAGAAACAGGGAGUAUGAAGAGUGGCUUAAAGAGUUUAACGAAAGCGGCGAAGGGCUUGGAGGGAGGCGGAUUACUGAGCUGGGCCCGGCUAAGAGAGAGGAGAGGGCUCGGGCGGUGGAUCAGAGGCAGAAAGACCUGGAGAUGGAGCUGCAGGCGAGGUUUCCGGCGCUGUGGAGGAAGGCGGUGGCUAUGAGAGGCGAGCAUGAAAGGCGUGCUGGUGCUAGUGCUAGUGUUGAGGGCCACACUCUGGGAAGUCGAGAGAGCGACGAUGGCCCAUCGACCACUACUCAAACCGACAAUGUGGGCGACGAGUCUGUUUCACCGCAGCAGUCACCACCUCCUCCGCCUUUCAGUGCAACCGCGGACACAGACACGGCACGAGCUUCUAGCAACCAGUUUCAAGGAGGAUAUGACAAAGCACAACUAGUAGAGCCUUUGGUCAGUGGGCUGCAGAAGAUGCGCGAAGCAAGUGGCUUGGGCUUGGGUCUGAUGAACCAAGACCCUGCGUUUACUGCAGACUCUUCCGGUUAUCAUCAAUAUGGUGGCGAUGCGGCGCUCGGUUCAACGCCAUACGCAUACCCUUCAGGAAAGGUCGACUCUUAUGACCAAGGUGGUUCCAUGGAUAACUACAACGAUAAUUACUAUGAUGGGUUGGCAAGGGUUGGGGUUGCUAGUGGCAUGGGGAUGGCUACUAGUGGGACUGUGUCACCAAUGCCGCCGGAGUGGCAGCAGGAUGAGAGUGGGAUGAGUAGCUAUGGGGAAGGACGAGCUGAAACGGGGACUGGUGUUGAAAGCAGGUCAAAGAAGGCGAAGAAGAGAACCCAGUUACCGUUGUGGGAGAGAUUGAGAGGUGGUGGACGAUGA
Molecule: messenger RNA, 3111 nt
Organism: Sordaria macrospora k-hell
Lineage: Eukaryota; Fungi; Ascomycota; Sordariomycetes; Sordariales; Sordariaceae
Source: RefSeq, a predicted model, not a curated record